Messenger RNA from Aspergillus mulundensis, 426 nucleotides. RefSeq names its product LYR motif-containing protein. Bases 1 to 426 code for a protein of 141 amino acids. The record is from RefSeq and is a predicted model, not a curated record. The transcript has 2 exons. Gene Ontology annotation, biological process: mitochondrial respiratory chain complex III assembly. NCBI's taxonomy places the organism in Eukaryota, Fungi, Ascomycota, Eurotiomycetes, Eurotiales, Aspergillaceae.
AUGUCCGCACAACCCGCCGUUUCAGCACUCAGCGCCUACCGCCAAAUCCUCCGCGCCACCCGCAUCGCAUUCCACAAUGAUACACGAGUCCUCCUUGCAGCCCGUCAAGAAGCGCGCCAGAAUUUCGAGAAGCACCGCCGAUUCGGCAUAGACACACCCAUGCAGAUCAACCACGCUAUCGAAGUUGCGAGCAUUCUGCGCCACAACAUCGUGCAGGGUGCUAGAGAUGCGAAGGAUGAGAAUGCGCAGUGGGGUAUGUAUUGCUCCGUUAAUUGGGAUUGGAUACAUUAUGGCUAUGUGGAUUUGAGGCUCACGAUUUCUCGUGCUUUAGAACUGCGCAUACACGACGACAUUGAGCGUGGCGAUAACGACUCGGUCAAGAUUGCCGGGAAGAAGGUCAAGGUUGACAAGCCGUGCUCGUCAUAG